AUGUCUGGUGGUAGAGGCUACGAACCUUUGACCGGUUCAGAUCAGCUGGGAACUAGGUCUGAUCCAGAAUUUGAACUGUCUCAUUUCACAAGUCAAAAUAACAGCAGCAAGAAAGAUUCUCACAACAGUUUAGAAGGCGAAGAAGAAGAGCCAGAAGAUCGAGAAGGCACUAAUGACACUACAAAUUUAGAAUAUGGUAUUGAUGAUAAUUAUGAUAAUGACGAUGAAUUUGUCAACGACGUGAUACGUGAAAACAAUAAGAAAUCCACAAUGAAAUGGGCAUUUAUGAACAUGGCUAAUAGUAUUUUGGGAGCAGGUGUUAUUGGCCAACCUAUAGCAAUAAAAAAUUCUGGAAUCGUGGGCGCUAUAAUUGCAUAUUUAGUGCUUUUCGUCCUGGUGGAUUGGACUUUAAGAUUAAUUGUCAUCAAUUUAACUCUUGCUGGCAAGAAGACUUAUCAAGAUACGGUCGCUUUUGCCAUGGGCAAGCGUGGUAGAAUUGCCGUUUUAACAGCUAACGGUCUGUUUGCAUUUGGUGGUUGCAUUGGGUUUUGUAUUAUUAUUGGUGAUACUUUACCUCACGUUUUCAGAGCCUUCAUCCAUCAGAAUAGUGUCUUUCUCAGUAGAAGAUUGAUUAUUACCAUUGUAACUAUAUGCAUAUCGUACCCAUUGGCUCUACAGAGGAAUAUUGCGGCAUUGUCAAAGGCGUCCUUCUUGGCGCUCAUUAGCAUGGUUAUUAUCGUGUUUACCGUCAUUAUAAGAGGGCCGGAAAUUCAUGCCAAGCGUGACCCUCUAACUUGGGAAGAUAUUUUGGUUACUCCAAGGAUUUUCCGUGGUAUUUCUGUGAUAUCGUUUGCAUUGGUAUGCCAUCAUAAUACGAGUUUUAUCUAUUUCUCCAUCAAGAACAGAAGUUUACGAAAAUUCAAUAGAUUAACACAUAUUAGUACUUCAAUUUCUGUGGUAUUCUGUAUGAUUAUGGGGUUCUCAGGCUUUGCGGCCUUUGGUCAAAAUACCAAAGGUAAUGUUUUAAACAAUUUUUCCGCAGACGAUAAGGCGGUAAACAUUGCCAGAUUAUGCUUUGGAUUUAACAUGCUUACGACUUUCCCACUAGAAAUUUUUGUGUUAAGAGAUGUGAUUGCUUCAUUUAUUGGCGGACAUCAACCCAAUGGUGAUCCCAAUGUUUUAUCCAAGAGCAAUCAUUUUAUCAUUACUACAAUUUUAGUAUUUGGAACCAUGUCCAUUUCUUUAUUGACUUGUAACUUAGGAGCAAUUUUCGAGUUGAUCGGUGCUACGACAGCAUCGAUGAUGGCCUAUAUUUUGCCGCCAUGGGUUAACUUACUACUUACUAGUGAUAAAACCUUUAGGCAGAAAUUGCCCCAUUUUGCAUGUAUUGCGUUUGGCUUUAGCAUCAUGUUAAUCAGUAGCAUACAAACUAUUCUAGAUACGAUGAAUGGCACUGACGAGAAGCAGUGUGAGCUAUGA
Molecule: messenger RNA, 1479 nt
Organism: Zygosaccharomyces rouxii
Lineage: Eukaryota; Fungi; Ascomycota; Saccharomycetes; Saccharomycetales; Saccharomycetaceae
Gene: AVT2
Product: Avt2p
Exons: 1
Coding region: 1-1479 (492 amino acids)
Biological process (GO): amino acid transmembrane transport
Cellular component (GO): endoplasmic reticulum
Molecular function (GO): amino acid transmembrane transporter activity
Source: RefSeq, a predicted model, not a curated record